UGCGAAGCGCAGCACAGUCUCCCACCGCUCUGUCCUCUGCAACGCGACUGCUAGCUGAAGUUCUCUUUGCUCUCUGGUGUCUUUUUGGGUCGGUUGAAGGGCUUCGGAGCAGGAAGAAGAAAUUCCCGACACGCCACAAUGGCAGCAGUUAUCCUACGGUCCCUUUUGAACAAGAAGGUGCCCGUCCAGUUGGGUCGCGUGUGUUACUCAUCCUCGUCAGUGCCCACCACCAAGCUGUUCAUCGAUGGCAAGUUUGUUGACUCAAACAGCUCCGAAUGGCUCGACAUCCCCAACCCCGCCACUAAUGAGGUGGUAGGACGUGUUCCCAUAGCGACGCAGGGGGAGAUGCUGGCAGCGGUGGACUCGUGCUCCAGGGCCUAUCACUCCUGGUCCGAGACCUCCAUCCUCAGCAGGCAGCAGGUCUUCCUGCGCUACCAGCAGCUCAUCAAGGACAACAUUAAAGAACUGGCUAAAAUGAUCACCUUGGAGCAGGGCAAAACUCUCGCCGAUGCAGAGGGAGAUGUAUUCAGAGGACUUCAGGUGGUUGAGCACGCCUGCAGCAUCACCUCGCUCAUGCUGGGGGAGACCUUGCCCUCCAUCACCCGGGACAUGGACACGUACACCUACCGCCUGCCCAUCGGGGUGUGUGCUGGUAUCGCCCCGUUCAACUUCCCCGCCAUGAUUCCGCUGUGGAUGUUCCCCAUCGGCAUGGUGUGUGGCAACACCUACCUGAUGAAGCCCUCGGAGCGGGUCCCCGGGUGCACCAUGAUGCUGGCCAAACUGCUGCAGGACGCCGGAGCACCAGAUGGCACGCUCAACAUCAUUCACGGCCAGCACGCGGCGGUGAACUUCAUCUGCGACCACCCGGCCAUCAAAGCCAUCAGCUUUGUGGGAUCCAACCCGGCCGGAGAGCACAUCUACGAGCGGGGAUCCAAAAACGGCAAGAGGGUGCAGUCCAACAUGGGUGCCAAGAACCACGGCGUGGUGAUGCCCGAUGCCAACAAAGAGAACACCAUCAACCAGCUGGUGGGGGCCGCCUUUGGAGCCGCCGGCCAGCGCUGCAUGGCCCUCUCCACCGCCAUCUUCGUCGGGGAGUCCCGCCAAUGGGUCCCAGAGCUGGUGGAGCGCUCCAAGUCGCUGCGCGUCAACGCAGGUGAUCAGCCCGGGGCAGAUGUGGGUCCCCUGAUCUCUCCCCAGGCGAAGGCCCGGGUGGAGUCUUUGAUCCAGAGUGGGGUGGACGAGGGGGCCAAUAUUCUCCUGGAUGGGAGAAAGGUCAACGUCAAAGGAUACGAAAAUGGAAACUUUGUAGGACCGACCAUACUGAGCGGUGUCAAGCCGAGCAUGAAGUGUUACAAGGAGGAGAUCUUUGGACCAGUGCUCGUCAUCCUGGAGGCUGAGAAUCUCGACGAAGCGAUUUCUCUAAUCAACAAUAACCCCUACGGCAACGGCACCGCCAUCUUCACCACCAACGGGGCCACGGCGCGCAAGUACACGCACGAGGUGGACGUUGGCCAGAUUGGCGUGAACGUGCCCAUCCCCGUCCCCCUCCCAAUGUUCUCCUUCACUGGCUCCAGAGGCUCAUUCAGAGGCGACACCAACUUCUACGGCAAGCAGGGCAUCCAGUUCUACACUCAGAUCAAGACUGUGACUUCCCAGUGGAAGGCUGAGGACGCCACUCUCACCAGCCCAGCCGUCACCAUGCCAACCAUGGGACGCUAAAGCGACAGCACUUCCAGCAGAACCUCGGGAGACAUCUCGUACGCCUUUUUAAGAUUAAGCCCAAGGAGGGAAAUGGGGGAGGAGGAGGAGUUCCAUGUCCUGUUUUGAGAUGUUUUCACACUGGGGAUUUAUUAGCUGGUGUUUUUUUUUGUGUGUGUUUUUUUUUUUAAACAUCAUCCAUCCAUAACAAUGUUGUUGCACAAACAAAUGCAAAUUACUC
Molecule: messenger RNA, 1939 nt
Organism: Pungitius pungitius (ninespine stickleback)
Lineage: Eukaryota; Metazoa; Chordata; Actinopteri; Perciformes; Gasterosteidae
Gene: aldh6a1
Product: aldehyde dehydrogenase 6 family, member A1
Exons: 12
Coding region: 139-1719 (526 amino acids)
Biological process (GO): thymine catabolic process; L-valine catabolic process
Cellular component (GO): mitochondrion
Molecular function (GO): malonate-semialdehyde dehydrogenase (acetylating, [NAD(P)+]) activity; methylmalonate-semialdehyde dehydrogenase (acylating, NAD+) activity
Source: RefSeq, a predicted model, not a curated record